AUGUUCUUUAAAAUAUCAUUGACAUUUAUUGCAUUGAUAUCUAUCGUAUUCAGUCAAACAGAUGACGAAGAAUCAUUUUUAUUCGUUACAAAGCAAACAUUCAAUCGGUUUAUUGUAGAAAAUAAGGAACUGACUAUUAAAUAUGGUUUAUACAAUUCAGGCCCAACAACAGUUUUUAAUGUCAAUCUAAAUGAUAUGCAUAGUUUUCCAGCAGAUAAAUUUGAACUACUUGUUGGUACACUGAAUCCAAAAUGGGAACGAAUUCAUGCAGGAGUAAAUUUAACUCAUGUUGUUGUUCUUAAACCAAAACAAAGUGGUUUAAGUAAUAUUACAUAUGCUAUUGUAACAUAUCAAAAGAGUGAAAAGAAUACAGAUGUUCAAAGAACUUAUUCAUCUGAAAUUGGUGAUAUUUACAUAAUGACAAGUCGUGAAUAUGAUCGACGAUUUUCAUCACAUAUUAUUGAUUGGAUACUUUUUACAGCCAUGGCAAGUCCAUGUAUUAUUUUUCCAUUUUUUCUUUGGUUUAACAGUAAAAACAAAUAUGAAUUAUUAUUAACUAAAGAUAAAUUAAUAAGAAAAGUGCAAUAG
This is a messenger RNA of Rotaria sordida, 588 nucleotides long. The record is from the annotation of a GenBank genome assembly. NCBI's taxonomy places the organism in Eukaryota, Metazoa, Rotifera, Eurotatoria, Philodinida, Philodinidae.